Messenger RNA from Larimichthys crocea (large yellow croaker), 1044 nucleotides. It is a transcript of the gene znf511, whose product is annotated as zinc finger protein 511. The record is from RefSeq and is a predicted model, not a curated record. Lineage: Eukaryota; Metazoa; Chordata; Actinopteri; Sciaenidae. The transcript has 6 exons. The coding region runs from base 56 to 952 and encodes 298 amino acids.
UCAUUCAGCGACAAUCACAACAGAAAACUCUCCAGUUUGGAAACGCCUGCAAACGAUGCAGCAGCCAGAGUCUGUCCGUCCUCUAAUAACAGAGAGACACCAUCCGACAGGAGACACACACGAGCGGAGACCGCGUGAGACUGAGGAGGGAAACCCGUUCACCUUCAGCCCGCAGCUCAUCCACCUGCACAAGGACCACGAGCUGUUUGAGGAUGGAGACAUUACCAGACACAUGUACCUGCAAGACCUCUACAUUUCUGAGGCAGAUGACAAGCCAACACUCAGUGUGUCAGAGUUUGCCUGUCACAUCUCUGGCUGCAGUGCAGUCUUCAGCACUUUGGAGGAGUAUGAGCACCACUACAACUCUCUGCACAGACAUGUGUGCUGCUCCUGCCGUCGCUCCCUGCCGAGUGCCCGACUGUUAGACAUUCACAUUCAAGAGUGGCACGACUCUCUCUUCGCUAUCCUCGCCCAGAGGCAAGAUAUGUACCAGUGUUUGGUGGAGGGCUGUGGACAGAAGUUCAGGACUAGUAAACUCAGGAAGGACCAUCUAAUAAGACUUCACAAGUAUCCUCCAGACUUCAGAUUUGACAAAACCAAAAAGGACAGAGGAACCCGAGAGACGAAGAGACAGCAGCAGAAAGACACGGCCAUGGAGGUAGCGGACGAUGUGUGUGAGUCCGAGGGUGUGUGUGAGGUUAUGUGUGAUGUGCUGUCCAACCAACUCGAGCACGGGGAAUCCAUGGAGACGCAUGUGUCCCAAGAAGAAGCUCGCAUGGCAAAGUCUGACUCUACUGAGGAGCAUGCAGAUCUUUCUGCUGCUGCUCAUGGCGCCGGGAAUACAAGCACAGAGUCUACGAAACCACGAUACUCCUACAGGGUGCCCACAAGCGUGUGUUUCGGUCACGGCUCUGUCCGAGGCUUCAGAGGGCGGCGAGGACGGAGAAAAUGAAACAUGAGAUCUAUAACUUUAUAUGUAAUUAAAUAUAUUUACUGUUAUCUGUGUAUGUGACUUGAAAUAAAAUGUUUCUGGAAAAAAUGUGA